UCAACCUUCUCGUCCAUCGCGCCACAGCCCAUCAUCAAUCAAUCCCACGAACCUUCAGAACAACAAGAUGCGCAUAUCACUCCCCACCGCCACGCGGCACCUCAAGCCCACCCCUCGCCAGCUACUAUCUCGGGGCACCCAACAACCACUAUCAACACUGCCUACACAUUCUCUCCGUACCACCACGACGACGACUACACAACCCAGCAGCUGCACCACCACCACCGCCACCCUCACACCCCAGCCCCGAUCCUCAAACCCCACAAACCAACAACAACGCCGAACCUUCCUCUCCUCCUUCCUCCCGGGGAGCGGCUCCAAUGGCUCCGACAACGAUUCCUCCUCCCGCACCCGCCGCCUAACCGCCACCCGCACCCUCCCCUACUCCCCCGCCCCUCUCUUCGAAGUCAUCUCCGACGUCCAAUCCUACUCCUCCUUCCUCCCCUUCCUCACGGCUAGCACCGUGACGCACCGCGACCCGGCGACCCGGUACCCGACGCGCGCCUUCCUGACGGUGGGCUACGGCCCGCUCAGCGAGACCUUCACCUCGAAGGUGGAUUGCGACCCCCAGCGGCUGACGGUCACGGCGCAGAGCGGGGCGCGGUUUGGCGUGGCGAAGAAGGAUGGGCAGGAUGUGAGUUCCGGAGGUAGUGGAAGUGGGUUUGGGUUCCCCGGGGCGGAGGAGGGCAUCUUCGAGUAUUUGAGUACCAAGUGGGAGCUGGCGGAUGUCACGGCGGAGAUAGGUGGGGGGAAGAGCAUGACGCGGGUGCAUUUGGAGAUUGGGUUCGAGUUCAAGAACCAGUGGCAUGCGACCAUGAUGAGUGCGGUUGAGGGCCAAAUGGCCGGGGUCAUGAUCGAGGCGUUUGAGAAGAGGAUGGGGGAGGUGGUUGGGCGGUGAUACUGGUUGAUAUCAGGCUAUCGUGACGGGUGGACACAUAUGAUAAGAAGAUGCUCAUGCUCUUUUGUUGGCAAGAUAUAAUAAGGUAUAAUCAAGGGAGACUCUCUUUUUGUCUAUAUUCCAAGGGGGAAAUGCUUGUACU
Aspergillus japonicus CBS 114.51 is the source of this 1040-nucleotide messenger RNA. Its product is annotated as ubiquinone-binding COQ10-like protein. Gene Ontology annotation, cellular component: mitochondrion. The transcript has a single exon. The coding region runs from base 68 to 898 and encodes 276 amino acids. Gene Ontology annotation, molecular function: ubiquinone binding. NCBI's taxonomy places the organism in Eukaryota, Fungi, Ascomycota, Eurotiomycetes, Eurotiales, Aspergillaceae. Gene Ontology annotation, biological process: ubiquinone biosynthetic process; cellular respiration. The record is from RefSeq and is a predicted model, not a curated record.